Salvia splendens (bonfire salvia) is the source of this 3731-nucleotide messenger RNA. RefSeq names its product LRR receptor-like serine/threonine-protein kinase ERL1. Gene Ontology annotation, biological process: stomatal complex morphogenesis; embryo sac development; protein phosphorylation. Lineage: Eukaryota; Viridiplantae; Streptophyta; Magnoliopsida; Lamiales; Lamiaceae. The coding region runs from base 486 to 3425 and encodes 979 amino acids. Gene Ontology annotation, molecular function: receptor serine/threonine kinase binding; protein kinase activity; ATP binding. The record is from RefSeq and is a predicted model, not a curated record. The transcript is spliced from 27 exons.
UACAUAUCCAUAAUUACACCAUUUUCUCUCUCCUCAUAACGCAUCGUCCUAGCUUUAUGUGUGUUUAACAGUAGUACUACACUGCCUUCUCUGCGUGCUGUGUGCUGUUGCCAAACAUUUAACACCCCCACCCUCUCUCCCUCUCUCCCUCUCCUCUUGCUUGCUUCUGCUGCUCUGCCUUCCAUAUCACGCCAAACGCCUGCUUCUUUUCUCUCUCUCUCUUAACACAUAUUCCUCCAAACAUUUAACACCCCCCCCUCUCUCUCUUCUCUUGCUUCCCUAAUUGCUUCUGCUGCUCAGCCUUCCAUAUCACGCCAAACGCCUGCUUCCUCUCUCUCUCUCAUAACACAUAUUCCUACAUUCACUGCCACCAAUAUCACGAUUCAGCUAUGAAGAGAGAUGAAUGACAAGACCAACUAAAGUGGAAUUCUCCUCCAAGACUCCUUUUUUGAGCUCCUCUCUCUCGGGGUUUUGAACAAAGGAAGAUGAAAAUGGAAGAGGGUUUUCCCCUCCUUUUUGCAGCUCUCGUCCUCUUACUACUACUGUUUCCUCUCGCUUCUUCAUCUCUCACCGAUGAAGGCAAAGCUUUGAUGGCGAUCAAAUCUUCCUUCAGCAACGUGGCUAAUGUGCUGCUGGACUGGGAUGAAGUGCACAAUGAUGAUUUCUGCUCAUGGAGAGGUGUAUCUUGUGGGAAUCUCACCAUGUCUGUUGUUACUCUGAAUCUGUCAAAUCUAAACCUGGGUGGGGAAAUCUCACCUGCCAUUGGAGAUUUGAGGAAUCUUAUGUCUAUAGAUCUUCAAGGAAACAAAUUAACAGGUCAAAUCCCAGAUGAGAUUGGAAAUUGUGUCUUGCUUGAACUUAUUGAUGUGUCUGAAAACUUGCUGGAAGGAGACAUUCCCUUCUCGAUCUCUAAGCUUAAGCAGCUUGAGCUAUUGAACUUGAAGAACAACCAGCUUACUGGUCCAAUUCCUUCAACACUAACACAAAUUCCUAAUCUGAAAACUCUCGAUCUUGCUCAAAACCAGCUUACAGGCGAGAUACCAAGGCUAAUUUACUGGAAUGAAGUGCUGCAAUAUCUUGGUUUGCGAGGAAACAUGCUGACAGGAACAUUGUCCCCCGACAUGUGCCAACUGACUGGCCUUUGGUAUUUCGAUGUUAGGGGCAAUAAUCUCACAGGGACUAUACCCGACAAUGUUGGUAACUGCACAAGCUUUGAGAUUCUGGAUAUAUCUUACAAUCAGAUCACUGGAGAUAUUCCAUACAAUAUCGGCUUUCUACAAGUGGCUACACUGUCUUUACAGGGAAACAUGCUGACAGGAACGAUCCCUGAGGUCAUAGGCCUGAUGCAGGCUCUUGCUGUCUUGGAUUUAAGCGAAAAUGAAUUAGUUGGACCAAUUCCACCAAUUCUUGGCAACCUCUCUUACACAGGAAAACUGUAUCUUCAUGGCAACAAACUUACUGGUCCAAUACCUCCUGAGCUGGGAAAUAUGACAAAGCUUAGUUAUUUGCAAUUGAACGAUAACCAGCUGAUCGGAGGUAUUCCACCCGAGCUUGGGAAACUGGAACAGCUUUUUGAACUAAAUCUGGCCAACAACAACCUUGAAGGUCCCAUUCCAGAAAAUAUAAGCUCUUGCACGGCAUUGAAUCAGUUCAAUGUGCAUGGAAACCAAUUAAAUGGAUCCAUUCCCUCGGGCUUGAAGCAUUUAGAGAGCCUCACAUACCUGAAUCUGUCUUCCAACGAAUUCAGAGGCAGCAUUCCAGUUGAGCUGGGGCACAUAAUCAAUCUCGAUACAUUGGAUCUUUCAAGCAACAACUUCUCAGGAACUAUUCCUGCCUCCGUUGGUGACCUCGAGCAUCUCCUUACUCUGAAUUUAAGUUAUAAUCAUCUAACCGGACCCAUUCCUGCAGAGUUUAGCCAUCUGAGAAGCAUUCAGACCAUGGAUAUGUCAUUCAACACGUUGUCGGGUAGCAUCCCCGAAGAGUUGGGCCAGCUGCAGAACUUAGCCUCUCUAAUAUUGAACAACAACCAUCUCAGUGGAAAGAUCCCAGAACAACUAAGUAACUGCUUGAGCCUCGAUAAGCUGAAUAUUUCUUACAACAACAUUAGUGGGAUUGUUCCUGCUGGCAGAAACUUUUCUCGUUUUUCACCCGACAGCUUCAUUGGGAACGCCUUACUCUGCGGUCACUGGUUGGGCUCGAUAUGCGAUCCUUACCCCUCUAAAGCUAAAGCUGUAUUUUCACGAACAACGGUUGUAUGUAUCGUGCUGGGGUUCAUCGCGUUGUUAUCCAUGGUGCUAGUAGCUAUAUACAAGUCCAACCAACCUAGGCAGUUCAUAAAGGGCUCCAAGAACUCACUGCAAGGUUCAUCGAAGCUUGUUGUCCUUCACAUGGACAUGGCGAUACACACAUAUGAGGAUAUAAUGAGGCUCACAGAGAAUUUGAAUGAGAGAUACAUUAUAGGAUAUGGAGCUUCCAGCAUAGUAUACAAAUGUGUGUUGAAGAAUUCCCGACCUAUUGCAAUUAAGCGACUCUACACGCAGUUUCCUCAUGAUUCUCGUGAGUUCGAGACUGAGUUAGAAACAGUUGGAAGGAUAAGGCACAGGAACCUUGUUACCUUGCACGGUUACUCCCUCUCCCCCCAAGGAAACCUCCUCUUCUACGACUACAUGGACAAUGGCUCUCUCUGGGAUCUUCUUCAUGGUCAUUCCAAGGUGAAACUGGACUGGGAGACGCGUCUGAGGAUUGCUGUUGGAGCUGCACAUGGACUUGCUUACCUCCACCAUGACUGUAACCCGAAGAUCAUCCACAGGGACGUCAAGUCUUCCAACAUCCUACUCGAUGACAACUUUGAAGCUCAUCUUUCCGAUUUUGGAAUUGCAAAAUGCCUCCCCACGGCCAAAACUCAUGCUUCGACCUAUGUUCUUGGGACAAUAGGCUACAUUGACCCCGAGUAUGCCAUGACGUCUAGGCUGACCGAGAAGUCGGAUGUCUAUAGCUUUGGCAUCGUGCUUUUGGAGCUCCUCACCGGGAAGAAGGCUGUAGACAACGACUCCAAUUUACAUCAGCUGGUUCUCUCCAAAGCAGACGACAACACGCUGAUGGAGGCUGUGGACCCUGAGGUGUCAGUCACGUGCAUGGACUCUUCCCACGUGAGGAAAGCCUUCCAACUGGCGCUGCUAUGCACAAAGCGCCACCCAUCCGAGAGGCCAACCAUGCACGAGGUGGCUAGAGUCCUCGUCUCGCUGCUCCCGCUGCCUCCUCCCAAGAAGCCUUGUGCUGCUGCCACGCCUCCUAAAAGCAUCGACUAUGCCAAGUUUGUGGUAGGCAAGCCGCACACGCCCCAGCAGCAGAAAGAGGUCUCAAACUCCUCGGACGCUCAGUGGUUUGUGAGGUUCGGAGAGGUGAUCUCGAAAAACACUUUGUAGGCUUUUGGCUGGUGGUUUUGUGAGUAUAUGAUUAGAUGCAACAAAUUAAAAUGGAGUUGAAGAAAGGAUUCCCAGUUUUGUUCCCUCAGUUUGAUGGAUUAGAAGGGAAGGAAGUGGUGUAUGUUUUAACAAUAGUAGAUCAAAUAUUUGUUACUUUGUUGCUCCUAAAAUAUAUGUACUAUUGUUUUAGUUUUAUGUUUGGACUGUUUUGAUAUGAAAAUCUUAAUGAUGUAGGCAGGCAUGCAGUUUGUCGAUAUUUGUAUUGCUGCCACUAAUUAAUGCUAAUCAUAUGAAUUUCGGCUCUUA